AUGGGGUGCUGUGGCUGUGGUGGUGGCUGUGGCGGCUGCGGUGGUGGCUGUGGUGGCGGCUGUGGUGGCUGCGGUGGCGGCGGUGGUGGCUGUGGCUGCAGUACCUACCGGGUCGGCUGCUGCUCCCGCUGCUGCCCCUGCUGCUGUGGCUGCUGUGGGGGCUGCUGCAGCAUCCCCUUGGUCUGCUGUCGCCGUCGCAUCUGUGGCUGUGGCUCGUGUGGCUGUGGCUCAUGUGGCUGUGGCUGCGGCUCCUGUGGCUGUGGCUGCGGCUGUGGGAAGGGCUGCUGCCAGAGGAAGUGCUGCUGCCAGAGGCAGUGCUGCUGCUAG
Phyllostomus hastatus (greater spear-nosed bat) is the source of this 327-nucleotide messenger RNA. RefSeq names its product small cysteine and glycine repeat-containing protein 2-like. The transcript has a single exon. Lineage: Eukaryota; Metazoa; Chordata; Mammalia; Chiroptera; Phyllostomidae. Bases 1 to 327 code for a protein of 108 amino acids. The record is from RefSeq and is a predicted model, not a curated record.